UUGUAGGGUAAUUGUCAACUUGUCUUAGCAACGAAGAUUACUCCUUUACACCUUCUUCAUAACUUCUUCUCUUUGGCUACUCCUAUAUAUACAUCGCUACUUUCGAAAAAAUACAUAUAUAUAUUUGCUGCUUUCUUGGAGCCCCAAAAUCUUUAUAGUAAUAAGGACAAACCCCAAGAUUUUUCUUGAAUCAAUCGACCAACCAAAAAAAAGAAUGGAGUUUUAUGCAUACCCAUCUCGUGCUUUGCCUUCAUCAUCCUCUGUUUCUAAUUUUUCAAUCGGAGAUUUGGUUGAAAGGGUUAAAUAUUGUUUUAGCUUUGCCGUAUCUACGAUCGUCGGCAAUGUAUUCUCUGCAAUUUUCACCUUUUUCUUUGCACUAGUGGGAACCUUAUUAGGAGCAAUGACUGGAGCUUUGAUAGGCCAGGAGACAGAAAGUGGAUUUGUUAGAGGUGCUGCAGUUGGUGCCAUAUCUGGUGCUGUUUUCUCUCUUGAAGUCUUUGAAUCAUCUCUAUUACUAUGGCACUCUGAUGAAUCUGGAAUUGGAUGUCUUCUUUACUUGAUUGAUGUAAUCGCGAGCCUAUUAAGUGGUAGACUAGUUCGUGAGCGGAUUGGUCCUGCAAUGCUAAGUGCAGUACAAAGUCAGAUGGGAGCCAUUGAUACUGCAUACGACGAGUUCCCUAACAUUUUCGAUGUAGGCGGGGCAAAGGGUUUACCUGGAGAUUCUGUUGAAAAGAUACCUAAGAUUGUAAUUACUAAUGAUAAUGAUGUGGAUGAUUCUGGAGAGAGAGUCUCCUGUUCAGUCUGCCUACAGGACUUUCAACGUGGAGAGACUGCUAGAUGUUUACCACAAUGUCAUCACAUGUUUCACCUUCCGUGCAUCGAUACAUGGCUCUUGAGACAUGGAUCUUGUCCAUUGUGCAGAAGGGAUCUGUAGGUGACUGUACUCUGUAAAAUAUAACGCGGUUAUUUUAUUUCCUCAUACUUGGCUGUAGGAUUUCUCUAUUUCUUUGUCCUCGCUUGUACCAAUUUUCCUGAAAAUAUAAUGUAAAUUAGAGUUGGGCUCCUUUGAGCUUGAUCGUUGUAGUUGUUUA
Messenger RNA from Solanum verrucosum, 1091 nucleotides. RefSeq names its product NEP1-interacting protein-like 1. Bases 215 to 934 code for a protein of 239 amino acids. The transcript has 5 exons. NCBI's taxonomy places the organism in Eukaryota, Viridiplantae, Streptophyta, Magnoliopsida, Solanales, Solanaceae. The record is from RefSeq and is a predicted model, not a curated record.